This is a messenger RNA of Paracoccidioides brasiliensis Pb18, 795 nucleotides long. RefSeq lists its product as uncharacterized. The transcript is spliced from 2 exons. Bases 1 to 795 code for a protein of 264 amino acids. The record is from RefSeq and is a predicted model, not a curated record.
AUGUCUCGUUCCGCAGCGGACGCAACCCGCUUCACAGCCACAGGCCCAUAUGCUUACUCGAAACCAGCAGCGACCAGUUCGCCGUCCUCACGAUGGGCGGGAGCGGGAAACGGUCCAUCCAACACGGCCCGACUGAACCCGAACCCCGAGGGCGCGAAACGGGAGACUCCCAAACAAAAGGUUGAGCGACUACGUGCUGAGGCCCGGGCCGCACGGUACGCGAAGACCUUCACCCCGUUGGAUCGACUCAUGAUGAAGGGGCGGAUAUGGGCUGAUCGUGCGCAUAAAAUUACGGUGUAUACUCUCAUAGCUGCAUCUGGUAUUGCUGCUGCUCUCACAGUCUACUCUGCCACAUCGCUGAUCAUUUACAAUCGCCGGCAACGACAACUGUGGAUUGAUAAAGAAUUGCAAAAGCUCUUGGACGCAAGAAAGGCUUACAUCGCAGGCAAUCCCACGCCCGAUCAGCUCAGAUUACUUGAACAGGAAAAGCUUGCGGAAGAGGAAGUAAGGAGGAAAGAAGAAUUGAAGAAGGAAAGCUUGUUUAAUAAGGGGAAAGAGUGGCUAUUUGGAGGAUUGAAAAUGGAAGAUGGUGCAAAUGGUGACCUGAAAGGGAGUGACGAAAUCCCGACUGCGAAACCGAGCAUUCUCGAAGUCGUAAAUGCCAAGAGAACGGAAAAUGGUCCCUCAUUUGAACAGGGACCGAUCCCAGGUGGACUGGGCCAAAUGGAUCAAAAGACAGAUGGAGGACCUAACGAACCGAAACGAAGCUGGGUGAGCUGGAUAACGGGACGGUAA